Photinus pyralis (common eastern firefly) is the source of this 1133-nucleotide messenger RNA. It is a transcript of the gene mRpL45, whose product is annotated as probable 39S ribosomal protein L45, mitochondrial. Lineage: Eukaryota; Metazoa; Arthropoda; Insecta; Coleoptera; Lampyridae. The transcript is spliced from 3 exons. Bases 89 to 1075 code for a protein of 328 amino acids. Gene Ontology annotation, cellular component: mitochondrion. The record is from RefSeq and is a predicted model, not a curated record.
CCAUCAACGUUUAAACACUUCAUAAACAUAACCUCAAAAAGCAACUCUCACUUUUGCAAUAAGAAUACAAGAUAAAUUGCAAGUCCAGAUGGCCCUUUCUUCGGUCAAUAAAUUCGCAUUGCGUCUAUUAAAGGACUUUCGACCUGGUUUGUUAGCUCCUGCUCUUACAAACACGAAUUUGGAUAUAGUUCGACAUAGAAGAACAAAACAUUUCAAUCCAAAGUUUAGGCAGCUUCGGAAACUAAAAGUAAUAAAAGUGAAACUGCCAAAGUUUAAUGAAAAUACCGACGAUUUAACUGAGGAAGAAAUACGUUCAAAAAUGAAAGAGCGAGGCAUGUUACCUCCCAGACCAUGGAUAGAAAACCAGUAUUUCAUAUCGUCGACGGGCGGCAUUUUCGAACCUUAUGUACCACCAGAAGGCGACGGUAAAGUUUCGCCCGUGUCCGCUCAAGGUGCCAAGCAGAAGUUACAGUUUCUCGAAAAGAAAACCAAAACAAUGAUGGCAAUUCGCAAGAUUCGGUCAUUUGAGGAGGAGUUUGAUACUCCCACCUUUUGUAAGUUAGCAGAAAAUAUUUAUAUUAAAGCGCACGAGUGUAUGAUGUCAAGAGAUGAAGAAGAAGUUAUAAAGUAUGUAACGGAAACAGCGUAUCCUGAAAUAUUAAAUAACAUUGCUAAUAAAACAAUUCGUUGGAAAUUUUUGAAGAAUAUAGAAUUGCCCAGAGUUGCUCACGCACGCUGUACUGAUGUUAUUACAAAGGAGAAUAUUUUUGCACAGAUAACCGUUAGAUUUCACAGUCAGCAGGUGUUGGCAGUUUACGACAGGUUUGGUAGGCUACUACAUGGCAGUGAAAUUAUUGCAAAAGAUGUUUUGGAGUAUGUUGUUUUUGAGAAGCACUUAGCCAAUGAAUAUGGUGUCUGGCGUAUUCACGGUAAAAUAAUUCCAGAUUGGUUACCCCGUCGAGAUGCUACUUUACUCACUCAUAAGUUACCCUCUACCAGUGAAACGGGUGUAAAUACAAAGAAGGCGGAUACAGUUGUAGCACAACCAUCAGAAAGUGAAACUGUGACUACAUAGUUUGUUUGUAAUUUAGAAAUGUAGUUUUUUAAUAUUAAAUAGAAAUGUACACAUUGUA